Balaenoptera ricei (Rice's whale) is the source of this 2455-nucleotide messenger RNA. RefSeq names its product calcium release activated channel regulator 2B (gene CRACR2B). Bases 938 to 2359 code for a protein of 473 amino acids. The record is from RefSeq and is a predicted model, not a curated record. The transcript is spliced from 8 exons. Gene Ontology annotation, molecular function: calcium ion binding. Lineage: Eukaryota; Metazoa; Chordata; Mammalia; Artiodactyla; Balaenopteridae.
GCUCUCCUCGAGCCUGGCACUCCGGCCCUGCCAGCCGGGCCUGGGACUCCCCCUCAAAGCACUGCGGGCUUCCUAGGCUGCAGCGCACUCCUCUGGCUGGGACCCUUGGGCACAGCUUUCCAAGGGCCAGCAGAAGUACUGGGGACCAAGAUCCUUGCAAGAUAAAAACGGAACUGUUCAGUUUCUUACCAAGGUGGCGUCUGCACCUCUGCUCCAUGGUGCCCUGGGGGCGUGGGGCUGAUUUCCCAAGCUGAGCGCUGGGGGCCUGCUCCACUGGGGGUGUUUGGCCCAAGGUUCUGUGGGUGGUGCGGGUCUUGCCCUUGUCACCAGGAGCCUCGUUCCUGGUGCACACACCUCGUUCCCCUGUCCCCCUCCCCCCACACUGUGUCCCCAGUCUCCUGCCGGUAUACAGGAGGGAUCUGUGAACGUUGGGCGGGGCGAGGUCUGCGCCAAAGGGGGCUGGAUCUUGUUCUGGGGGAGACGUGAUUUCCUGAAGGCCUUCUCUGCCCUGCCUGGGCAGUCUGAGGGGAUGUAACCAGCCCUCCUUGGUGAUCACAAGGGCACAUGGGGUGACGGGCGCCUGAGCAGAGCUGGGCACUUGGCUGGAGGUCCAGAGCUGUUAGUCCUGCCAGGUUCAGCCGGCACCUGCCCUUCUGCCCUUUCCCCUCGAGGCAUGGGGCGGCGGCAGUAGCCCCCAGCCAACAAUAACGGUCGGUAGUGGGACUGCAGGACUGGGAGAGCCGGCUCAGCAGGUCCCCGUGCACCUGUGCCAGGGGCCACCCCCCCUUGGUCUCAAGGUCCUGUCCUAUAGGCCCAACCUGUUCUAGUUCAGCAGGAUCCCCGGCCCCUGAAGAGGCAGAGGCCUCCAGCCCCCCAGCGCUGCCGGGACAGCUCUGUGAGGCCAACCGCUCCAGCGCCCAAGGCUGAGACCCCCGCCAUGGCCAGCCCCGGGAAGCCUGGGGCUGGGGAGGCCCAGGAGGAGGAAGGGUGGGAUGAGGGGCGCGGCCCAGGGCCACUGGCAGCGACACUGGAGCAGGCCCAGGAGCUGUUUCUGCUGUGCGACAAGGAGGCCAAGGGCUUCAUCACCCGGCACGACCUGCAGGUGAGCCCCCAGCCCCAAGAGGCCUUCCACCCCAGGGCUGACCUUGGCUACUCAGCCUUGCCAUCCUUGCCCGGCCAGGGCCUGCAGAGCGACCUGCCCCUCACGCCCGAACAGCUGGAGGCUGUGUUCGAAAGUCUGGACCAGGCGCACACCGGCUUCCUCACCGCUCGGGAGUUCUGCCUUGGCCUGGGGAAAUUGGUGGGGGUGGAGCCUGCCCCGGGUGCUCUGCCCUCCCAGGCUCCAGAGGAAACCUUCGAGGCGGGCUGGUCGGAUGUGCAAGGCACCGGGGGCUCCCUGGAGGAGGAGGACGAGGAGGAGGAGGAGGAGGAGGAGGAGAGAUUCUGCUCUGCACUGGUGCAGCUGGGGGUGGCCCGGGUCCUGGGCGAGCAGCGGGCAAUUCGGACGCUCUGGACCCAGCUGCAGCGUGAGCGACCCGAACUGCUGGGCUCCUUCGAGGACGUUCUGAUGCGGGCGUCGGCCUGCCUGGAGGAAGCGGCCCGAGAGCGGGAGGGCCUGGAGCAGGCGCUGCGGCGGCGGGAGAGCGAGCACGAGAGGGAGGUGCGAUGUCUGUACGAAGAUAUGGAGCAGCAACUUCGCGAGCAGCGCCAGCGCCUGCGGAGUCAGGACGUCCCCCGGGAGGAGCGGAGAGGCCGCCUAGAGCUGGAGCUGCAGAGUCGCGAGCAGGAGCUGGAACGCGCGGGGCUGCGGCAGCGGGAGGUGAGCGGCUGCCGGGCGGUCCCGGCCGGGAGGCGUGCACAGCGGUCCAGCCCAGGCCCCAUCCUCACCGUCCCCCAUGCACUCCCCGGCGUCCUUGAGGCCCUUGGGCCUAUGUUCCCAGCCCCGGAAUUGUUGGGAGUCAGGGGCAAACGCAGCAUCCCGGGGACGUGGGGGGGUUCUCUCCAGCCUCGAUCCCCCCCACACCCCAGUUGGAACAGCAGCUGCAGGCCCGUACCACCGAGCAGCUGGAGGCGCAGGCGCAGAACGCCCAGCUGUGGCUGGCCAACGAGGCGCUGCGGGCGCAACUGGAAGUGGCGCAAGAGCAGCUCCGCAGACUGGAGAGCGACUUGCUGGGCCGUCGGGAGCAAACCCAACGAGACGUGGUCGCGGUCUCGAGGAACAUGCAGAAAGAGAAGCUCAGCCUCCUGCGGCAACUGGAACUGCUCAGGAAUGCUGCCUCUUGAGACCUCUCAGAGCCCUUGGACUCCUAUUCCUCAGGGAGCUGAACACGAGGCUACGAGACGAGAAGGACGUCUGUGAGGCCAAGCGGCUGGGCAGUGGCCGCAGGAAGGCUCUGACCACGGCCCCGCUGCUGGGGCCCGCCUGCUGCUGCUGCUGUUGUAGUAGCUGGGCUCG